This is a messenger RNA of Pteropus alecto (black flying fox), 1193 nucleotides long. It is a transcript of the gene PITX3, whose product is annotated as paired like homeodomain 3. The transcript is spliced from 3 exons. Gene Ontology annotation, molecular function: DNA-binding transcription factor activity, RNA polymerase II-specific; RNA polymerase II cis-regulatory region sequence-specific DNA binding. Gene Ontology annotation, biological process: regulation of transcription by RNA polymerase II; anatomical structure morphogenesis. Bases 1 to 909 code for a protein of 302 amino acids. The record is from RefSeq and is a predicted model, not a curated record. Gene Ontology annotation, cellular component: nucleus. Lineage: Eukaryota; Metazoa; Chordata; Mammalia; Chiroptera; Pteropodidae.
AUGGAGUUUGGCCUGCUCAGCGAGGCGGAGGCCCGGAGCCCGGCCCUGUCUCUGUCAGAUGCAGGCACUCCCCACCCGCCACUCCCAGAACACGGCUGCAAGGGCCAAGAACACAGCGACUCGGAGAAGGCCUCGGCUUCGCUGCCCGGCGGCUCCCCUGAAGACGGCUCGCUGAAGAAGAAGCAGCGGCGGCAGCGUACGCACUUCACCAGCCAGCAGCUGCAGGAGCUGGAGGCGACCUUCCAGAGGAACCGCUACCCUGACAUGAGUACGCGCGAAGAGAUCGCCGUGUGGACCAACCUCACCGAGGCCCGCGUGCGGGUGUGGUUCAAGAACCGGCGCGCUAAGUGGCGAAAGCGCGAGCGCAGCCAGCAGGCGGAGCUGUGCAAAGGCGGCUUCGCGGCGCCGCUCGGGGGGCUGGUGCCUCCCUACGAGGAGGUGUACCCAGGCUACUCGUACGGCAACUGGCCACCCAAGGCGCUCGGCCCGCCGCUCACUGCCAAAACCUUCCCAUUCGCCUUCAACUCGGUCAACGUGGGGCCUCUGGCUUCCCAGCCGGUCUUCUCGCCACCCAGCUCCAUCGCUGCCUCCAUGGUGCCCUCCGCCGCGGCCUCCCCGGGCACCGUGCCGGGGCCCGGGGCUCUACAGGGCCUGGGAGGGGGGCCCCCCGGGCUUGCUCCGGCCGCAGUGUCCUCCGGGGCAGUGUCCUGCCCUUACGCCUCGGCCGCCGCAGCAGCUGCUGCAGCCGCCUCCUCCCCCUACGUAUAUCGGGACCCAUGUAACUCGAGUCUGGCCAGCUUGAGGCUGAAGGCCAAACAGCACGCCUCAUUCAGCUAUCCUACUGUGCCAGGGCCAACCCCGGCCGCCAAUCUCAGUCCAUGCCAGUACGCUGUGGAACGGCCUGUAUGAGUGGCCCGGCCCGUCGAUCACCCCCGAGGGCGGGGGUGAUAGUUCACAGCCUUCCCGGACUGGGGUCGUCUUGACUGGCUUACCCCUACCCCGGGGUCUGAGAUGGAUGCUGGGGCAGCUAGUGGAGGGGCGGCCGGCUCAGGAGAGAGCCUUCCGCCUCCCAGCCCUGAGGGGUGGACUAGACCCUACACACAGUCCGCAGCCCUGGGCCUAAGGCCAAGAACAGGGACCAGUUCCCCGGGGGCCAACUCACCCUUGGCCCACUCCGCCUUCUCCAGAUUCCC